AUGGAGACUGCCAACGAUAGCGCAGAAGCUCUUCGACGCCAAAUUCUGGAAACAGAAGACGAGUUGAAGAGACUUAAAGACCAGCUUUCAAAAGUCGAAGAAAAGACCGCCCUUGAGCAAGAUGGCCCCGUGACUCAGAGCAAAUGGCCGUUGUCCGCAGAGGAAUAUCAGAGGUAUGGGAGGCAGAUGAUUGUCCCUAAUAUUGGGAUUCAAGGCCAAUUACGUUUGAAAUCUGCCUCUGUUCUACUCGUAGGAGCCGGAGGACUAGGUUGCCCUGCUUCAGUGUAUCUUGCCGGCGCUGGCGUAGGCACUAUAGGGAUUGUCGAUGGCGAUGUCGUAGAGACAUCUAAUUUGCACCGCCAGAUUCUACACAAUACAUCUAGUGUUGGGAUGAAGAAAGUGGAUAGCGUGAUAUCAUAUCUUAAAUCAUUAAAUUCCCAAAUAAAAUACACGGCCCACGCCACGCACCUCACGCCUGAGAACGCAGCGGAAAUUGUAUCUAGUUAUGAUCUUGUCCUUGAUUGCACUGAUCAUCCUACAUCUCGCUAUCUCAUCUCCGAUACGUGCGUGCUUCUCCAAAAGCCGCUCGUCUCCGCAUCUGCACUCAAGACCGAAGGGCAACUAAUCGUCCUAAACUGCCCCCCUCUUCCUUCUGGAGACGAGAAAGGAGGGCCUUGCUACCGUUGCGUAUUCCCUAAGCCACCCCCAGCAGAAAGCGUCGUAAGCUGUGGUGAUGGCGGUAUUAUCGGUCCCGUGGUGGGGGUUAUGGGUGUGAUGCAAGCGUUGGAAGCUAUUAAAGUGAUUACCGAAGGGAGGCUGGGAGGAGACUUAAUGAGGGCGGAACAGCGAUCGAAUACCAUGCUGUUAUUCGCCGCAAAUGGUAAUCCUCAAUUCCGGAGUCUCAAAAUGCGAGGCAGGAACCCAAAAUGUCUCGCCUGUUCAGCAAAUGCGGCUAUGACUUUAGAAACGCUGAAAGCUAUGGAUUAUGCCUUUUUCUGCGGUGUUGCGGCACCGGUGAGUAUUUUGGGGCCAGAAAUGAGGAUCGAGGCAAGGGAAUACGAGGGAAUGAGAUUGGAGGGAAGGCAACACCUUUUGGUUGAUGUGCGGGACAAGGUUCAGUUUGAUAUUUGCAGUAUUGACGGCUCUCUUAACGUUCCGUUCUCGACGUUUCAAGGGAAUCGAGCACUGGUCCAAGCUGGAGAAUGCCCUAGCUGGCUGUCGAUGACCCUUUCUCCAGAUGCGCCCAUAUACGUUGUUUGCAGACUUGGCAAUGACAGUCAAGUGGUCGCGAAGAAACUGCAAGACAGUGGACUGGACAAAAAUGGAACCCGGGAAAUCAGAGAUAUAAAGGGGGGAUUAAGGGCGUGGAAACAACAAGUGGAUAGCUCCUGGCCCGAAUACUGA
This is a messenger RNA of Venustampulla echinocandica, 1404 nucleotides long. RefSeq lists its product as uncharacterized. NCBI's taxonomy places the organism in Eukaryota, Fungi, Ascomycota, Leotiomycetes, Helotiales, Pleuroascaceae. The transcript is spliced from 3 exons. Gene Ontology annotation, biological process: protein urmylation; tRNA wobble position uridine thiolation. Bases 1 to 1404 code for a protein of 467 amino acids. Gene Ontology annotation, molecular function: adenylyltransferase activity; thiosulfate-cyanide sulfurtransferase activity; URM1 activating enzyme activity. The record is from RefSeq and is a predicted model, not a curated record. Gene Ontology annotation, cellular component: cytoplasm; cytosol.